Rangifer tarandus platyrhynchus (Svalbard reindeer) is the source of this 2703-nucleotide messenger RNA. The record is from the annotation of a GenBank genome assembly. NCBI's taxonomy places the organism in Eukaryota, Metazoa, Chordata, Mammalia, Artiodactyla, Cervidae.
AUGAUGAACAGGUUCCGAAAGUGGCUGUACAAACCCAAGCGGUCGGACCCACAGCUGCUGGCGCAGUUCUACCAUGCGGACGAGGAGCUGAGCCAGGUGGCCGCCGAGCUGGACAGCCUGGACGGGCGGAAGGACCCGCAGCGCUGCACGCUGCUUGUCAGCCAGUUCCGCUCCUGCCAGGACAACGUGCUGAACAUCAUUAAUCAAAUCAUGGACGCGUGCAUCCCCCAGGACCGAGCCCCGAGGGACUUCUGUGUCAAGUUCCCCGAGGAGAUCCGCCACGACAACCUGGCCGGCCAGCUGUGGUUUGGCGCUGAGUGCUUAGCCGCCGGCUCCAUCAUCAUGAACCGUGAGCUGGAGAGCAUGGCCAUGCGGCCGCUGGCCAAGGAACUGACCCGCAGCUUGGAGGAUGUGCGCGGGGCCCUGCGCGACCAGGCGCUGCGGGACCUCAACACCUACACGGAGAAGAUGCGGGAGGCCCUCAGGCACUUCGACGUGCUGUUCGCGGAGUUCGAGCUGAGCUACGUGUCUGCCAUGGUGCCCGUGAAGUCCCCCCGGGAGUACUACGUGCAGCAGGAGGUCAUCGUGUUGUUCUGCGAGACAGUGGAGAGGGCCCUGGACUUCGGGUACCUGACCCAGGACAUGAUUGACGACUACGAGCCGGCCCUCAUGUUCACCAUCCCUCGGCUGGCCAUCGUGUGCGGCCUCGUGGUCUACGCGGACGGACCCCUGAACCUGGACCGCAAGGUGGAGGACAUGUCCGAGCUGUUCCGGCCCUUCCACACGCUGCUGCGGAAAAUCAGGGAUUUGCUGCAGACGCUGACGGAGGAGGAGCUGCAUACGCUGGAGCGGAACCUCUGCAUUUCGCAGGACGUGGAGCUGCCCGUCCGGGCGGACGUCCCGGCGCCCCCGGCCCUGGCCCCGGCCGAGCCCAGGCGCGCAGACGCGGAGCUGGCCUGCUCGGUGCAGAACGACGACCAGGAGCUGGAGCAGCUCAGCCGCCUGGUGCAUAGCGCGGGGGACGCCAUGGCCUCCCUGCUGUCCCCGCCCAGCGCCGGCCCUUCCCCCGCCCACAGGCCAGGCGCCGCGGCCAGCCCCCGCGGGCGGGCGUCCCCGGGCCGCGCGCAGCUGCCCCCCGCCGGCGACGAGGAGGAGGGGAGGGUGUUCUUCAUGGAGGACGUGGACGGGGCGCCCGAGGCCCCGGGCAGCACCGGCGGCGGCGUCGACCCCCAGGAGACGGGGGAGGGCCGAGAGGCGGGGGUCGGCUCGCCGGCUUCGGCCAAGCGGGAGGACGCGAGCAACAACAACAGCAUCGAGGGCGCCGCGCUGCGGGCGGCGGCCCCCAAAUCCUGCAGCUGCCUGGACUCGCGGCCCCACCUGGACGGCUGGGAGGCGGGCGCGGAGCACGCCGAGACGGCCGAGCUGAUCGCCCACCGGACCGGGGGCAUGAAGCUGUCGGCCACGGUCAUCUUCAACCCCAAGUCGCCCGCCUCCCUGGACUCCGCCCUCGCCCACCCGGGAGUCCCGGGAAACGGCGUUCCCGCGGCGGCCGAGGGGACGGCUGGCGGUCCCCACAGACUCAGCGCCACGGCCACCAACUGCCUCCUCAACUCCUGCGUCUGCUGCGCGGGCUGCGCGGGCGCCGGGGAGGACGCGGCCGCCCAGAGUCUGCGGGGCAAGUGCGGCUCGGGCGGCGUCAUCCGCUCCGCCAAGGUGGGUGCCAAGGGCUCCGCCGCGGGGCCGCUGGAAGCCCUGCCCACGGGCGCCCCGGACCCCGCGCCCUCCGAAGACGCCCCGGGCAGGCCGGAGCCCGAAGCCCCUGCUUCCGACAAGUGCCUGGCACACAGCUCAGGACCCCCGGGGGAUGCGGCGGACAGGCUGCGCGGAGGGGUUGGCGGCUCCCGUCUGCAGGAGGAGGCCCCGGAGGAGCAGCCCCCGCCCCCGGCGGGCUCCAGAGGGUGUGAGUGGGGCAAGGGUGCUUCCACGGGACGAACUCAGCCCCUGAUGUUGGACCCGGGGUGCACCCGCGCGGAGUGGGGGGCCCUCCGGGCAGAAGUCUCGUCCCCCCUUGCUGCCCACAGCCAAGCCCCUGUGUCUCCUUCUCCAUGCAGCGGCUCCAUGGCUGGUCCCUGCUCCCCAGACACAAACGGCUCUGAGUCAGCGCCCGUGGCCGUCAGAGAGAAGAUGCGCUCCCGGUUCCACGGCAGCCACGACCUGAUCCACCGCCUGUUUGUCUGCAUCUCAGGCGUGGCCGACCAGCUGCAGACCAACUAUGCCAGCGAUCUGAGGAGCAUUCUCAAGACCCUCUUCCAGGUCAUGGCCACCAAGCCAGAGACGGAUGACAAAGAAAAGCUAAAGAAGGUCACCCAGACCCUGCGGAGCGCGGCCCUGGAGGACUGCGCCCUGUGCCAGGAGACCCUGUCGUCCUCUGAGCUGGCCGCCAAGACCCAAGAUGGAGACUUGGAAGACCCGCCCGAGUGGGUCCCGGACGAGGCCUGUGGCUUCUGCACCGCCUGCAAAGCGCCUUUCACAGUCAUCCGCAGGAAGCACCACUGCCGCAGCUGCGGGAAGAUCUUCUGCUCGCGCUGCUCCUCGCACUCGGCGCCGCUGCCGCGCUACGGGCAGGUGAAGCCGGUCCGCGUGUGCACGCACUGCUACAUGUUCCACGUCACGCCCUUCUACAGCGACAAGGCGGGCAUCUGA